Molecule: messenger RNA, 7304 nt
Organism: Ostrea edulis (European flat oyster)
Lineage: Eukaryota; Metazoa; Mollusca; Bivalvia; Ostreida; Ostreidae
Exons: 15
Coding region: 137-4111 (1324 amino acids)
Biological process (GO): signal transduction
Molecular function (GO): protein binding
Source: RefSeq, a predicted model, not a curated record
CUUCCUUAUUCUAAAUUUUAACAACAUACGAUUUUUGAUGCCGCUUAAGUGCUCAUGUCCGGGGAUUUUAUUCAUUAUCUAUCAAAUGUUUGUAAACUAUAUGGUUAAAGGAUGAUGUAGUGACAUAUCGCACAAAAUGGCGAACCUGUACACGCAGCUACUCAAGAGUCAAAAGGACCCUGCAUCUGUGAUACAGAAAGGUCAAAAGAGACCUACCUCAGACAAAAUGGCGAACCUGUACACACAGAUACCCAAGAGUCAAAAGGACCCUGCAUAUGUGAUACAGAAAGGUCAAAAGAGACCUACCUCAGACACAAUGGCGGGAAAGAAGUAUAGAGAAAUACACAGUAUCUAUGAUUGGUACCACCCUGACCAAACGGAGGAAUCCGCCAAGACGUUCCUAGAGGAGUAUCCUUAUGACCCGAUGGACCAGCAGGCACUUUUCUUGGUUCAUCCGUACGGGAAACACAGAGAUGACAUCAAAUACGUCAUUUCCUGCAAGUGGAGAAUGAUGAUAUACCAAUACCGCGUUCGGUACAAAGAGGAGGAAGGGGUUUAUUCGGUCCGAAGCGCAAAAGCUAGCAACCUUCUCGAUCUAGUAGAACAGUAUCGCCUGGCAGCGGUGGGAAAAGACGGUAUCACGUCCAUCUAUACCAAAGAGACCGCACUCUCUCACCUGAUGUACCCCAUACAAUGGCCCCAUAAAUACAAGGACUGGUGUUACCACGGUUUGUUAGGACGAAAUGAGGCCGAGGGAGUGCUACGAGAGAGCUUCCAGAAAUCAAAACUGAACAGCCCCUUCCUGAUUAGGGAUAGUUAUUCGGACCCCGGAAGACUGAUCGUAUCUAGCAUGUUUGUGAAGAAAUCGGAUGAAUCACACAAAUUUGACCAUAGGCUAAUCAAUUUCACGGAUAACACGUUUGAAGCCCUGACAUGCAAGGGAGCCAAUCUCCAGGCUCUGGCUAAGAGUAUUGAAGAGAGGUACAGGCACCGCGGAGACUUGAUGGACCUGAAGGUGACAUAUCGAGAAGGAGUCCAUGGCGUGGAUACGGAUGUUUUAGAGCACCAUCUCCCACCUAGCAUAAAAAAGAUGGACGAAUCGGCUAUAAAGAUAUUUCGCGAGGCACUGGAAGAGGGACACGAAAAUUACCAUCACGUGCGGGUAAUGGUUGUUGGUCAUCACGGGGCGGGAAAAUCCAGUCUUACGAAACGCCUGCUGAGAGAAAAAUAUAACGAAGUUCGAAGUACUGAUGGAGUGGAAAUUUACACCAAACAAGGCCGCUUUCAGCUCAACGACCACAAGUGGAUAAAAUAUGACGGGAAACAGGAGUACGAAAUCGACACACGAGAAAGAAUUGCAAGGUAUCUAACACAAAGAUUUCCACAAGGGGUUCCGACGUACCUGUCAUUAAGAGAGGUUUCCCAACUCCGUUGUGAUGAAAAGGAGAAUACAUCACAUUAUGCAAUGAAUGUUGAAAUUCCCUCGAUUUCAAAACAAGAGAGUUACACAAAACGGCCCCCAAAGAUAUCCAUGUUAACUAGAGGACCGACUGAUAAAUUACAAGUGUCAUCUCCAAAGGCCCCACCAAAGGCUUACCCAGAUCCACGAGUGUCUACUAGUCGGAGAAUGUCAUCUGAGAGUGAAGAUGAUGAUGAAAUCGAGGAAAAUAUUUACAAUAAUAAUUUUACCAGAGUUAUCCUUGACCUGAAAAGUAAAUUCUCCCCAUCCAGUGAAAAUCCCAAAUCUCCAGAUUAUGAUGAUAUGAAAGGGAGUGAUUAUGAACCUGGUGACAAUGAAGACACUGUGGAGAGACAGCAUUCUUUUGACUUUGCCAAUGAUGAUAAAGAACAAGCACUAAAAGAGGAGUUGGGGGAGCUACUGCAUAUGUCUUCGAAGUUUCUUCAAAACGAGACGGGUUGUGUUACAUUUUGGGACUUUGCGGGACAGACGGUAUUUCAGACCACUCACCAAGCGUUUAUGUCUUCCAAAGCUGUUUAUCUGUUGGUGACAGACGUCUCACGGCCGAUGACUGACAUCAUCACUGAUGACGAUGACUGCCAAAGUAACUCUGCACAAAAGUCCGUAGGUGAUUUUCUCAAAUUUUGGUUGAAUACGAUCCAUACAUAUUGCUCAGAGUCACAACGAGGUUCCCCAAAGGUUCUCGUCGUGUCUACACACAAGGAUAAGACAGAGAAUGCUGAGAGAGAAACGGAAGAACACCACAGAGACAUAAAGAGGGUGGUGAAAAAGAAAAUGCUUUCACCUCACUUGGUUCCCGAAAUGUUCUGUGUGGACUGUAAUGACCCCGAUGAUGAGGUUUUUGACGAAAUACGAUCCAAAAUACUAGAAAUAGCCGAGAAAGAAAACAUUCUCUCCCAGCAAAUUCCAACCAGCUGGAUCUACCUGGAGCAAAAGAUCACGGAUCUUCGAAGAGAGGGAAAGAAGGUAUUGAACAUCUCGGAGAUGAAAAAGUUGAACAAAUUUUGUGUUCUGCACUUGAAGGAUGAGAAAGAAAUUAAAGUCUUCUUGCAAUUUCAUCAUGCUAUUGGCAACAUAUUGUAUUACAACGAAAAGGGUUUAGAUGACAUCAUUAUCUUAAAUCCCCAAUGGCUAGUAGAUGCCUUCAAAUGCUUGAUUACAUCUGACAAAUUCCUUGGAAUAUCUCAAUCAGACUCACUCCUCCGCGAAAUGAAGGAAAAUGGACAUUUAAGCAAUGAAAUGAUUGAAACAUUAUGGAGUGAAAAAGAAGACAAUUCCUACUUAGAGAAUAAAGAACAUAUCAUCAAGAUUCUGGAAAGGAUGGAUAUCAUUUCACGACCUAGGCGUUAUCUACAGGGCGGGGAGACGGUCCAAGAGACGUGUACAUUUCUUGUUCCAUGCAUGAUGAAUUCGGAUUCAUCUAAUGUUAGAGGCAAGUGGUUAACGUCUACCAAUAACAUGCCAGCCCUAGGGUUCCACUUCAAAGACGAAUUCAUGCCACCAGCCGUGUUUUACCGUUUGUUGGCAGCAUGCAUGGCGAAAUUCCCAGCUGUAGAACAGAACGACAUUCCACUGGUGUUCGCCGACACUGCGGUCUUCCGACUUGAUAAACUAAACUUUUUACUGCUUACUCACGACGAAUUUCUAAUUCGGGCCAGGGUAUUAACAUUUCCUAGCGGCGCAAGACAAGGGUCUUCGAUCCACUACACCAUCAAAAAGUUUUUGGAGGAAAGUUUGACAAUCAUCCUAGAGAUAUAUACUAGCUGUACUGCCUGUCCGGACCACAAACUCACAAAAAAGUGUGCGGAUUGCAAAAAGUGCAAUGCAAACUUUCCCUUCCGAAUUGUUGUUCAGUGCAGCUAUUGCUCAUCUCCUGACAAGACUUAUAAAGGACUACACCAGUGGGAAGACUUGGAAUCAAACGAAAGUGUAGUUUGCGCCGACCAUGAUGACGAGGUCCACAUCAUUGAAUCCGAUGACAUUCUUAGUUAUUGGGCUUGUCCGAAAGUAGUUGAUGCUGACAAAGCUGAUAACUUGUCGAUGUCAUUAAAGAGAUCCGAAUCUGUGCUAGAGAAACCAUUGUCAUAUAGAACCCUGGGGCGUCUGGCAAGACGAAUUUCUGGCUGCUGGGAUCAAGUAGCUUAUAGCCUCGGCCUUGAUAACAACUUUGUGGAGACAGCGAAAAUAAACUUUCCUCACCUGGCUUCUGAUCGCUGCUUUCAUGUGUUAAGAUCGUGGUUUGACAAAUCUCCGAAGGAGAAGAGAAAAUUGAAGACACUAUAUGAUGUGUUUGCAAAUGUGGAUGUUGAUCGAGAAAGCUUGACUAUGUUGGACACAGUGGAAAUUAAAUGGGAGGAGAAUAAGUAUCUCAAUCAGCGUGUAUCAAAACGGGGUAUAGACAUCAUUUGCAACAGACUGGGCAAAAAGAGCUACCAGCUCGCCAUUGAGUUGGGGUUAACACCCGAGGAAACCGAACGCAUACAGAUGGAUUUCCGAACAUCCAUUGACCGCAGCCGAGAGUAUAUCAUCAAAUGGCGCCAAAAAGUAGAAAGGCCAACGUACCAAGAUCUACUUCAGGCUUUAGCCGCGGUAGACGUUGACUACAGUGAUGUGCUGACGCUUAUCUAUUGAGCUUCGAAUGUCAAUUGACUUAUAUUGAUGUUCGAAUCAUAUGACAAUAGAUGAAUUAAAAAUAUAUGUACAGAUUUCCAUUUCAUGCUGUAUACAAAUUCAAAAUGGCUUACCUAGGAAAUGAACGAUACUCCACAUCUACGACAGUUAAGAUUUUGAGAAUUUCCGAAUUUGAAGGAAUAAAGUGACACCUCUUAUUAACAAUGCAAAAUCGAGCUUCUAAAGAUCUUAAAUUGAAGUUCAAAUUAUAUAGAAAUGUUUUGCUAUCUAAAUUAUUUAGCAACCAAGUCUACGAAUUACAUUCCAAGCAAUUACUGACAACAUACUAAAUAAUACCAAUGCAUUUAAUAGACAUUUUACGACAUCAUCUAGCAGUUUGUAGUCUAAAGUACCAAGGCAAAGAUUCGAUCCAGAAAAAUUACAACAGUGCACAAAUUCAAAAUUUAAUGAAAACAUGUUCAGUAUUUGUUUGCAUCUGCGAAUCUGAUAGUAUUGUCAGUGACAUGUUGAACGCACUAGAUAUACAUGUACAAAAGUCAGCUGGUAUAUAUCUUAUUGAACCCCAUCUUCUAAAAGUGUCUGCAAACAUUCUUUCUGAAUAAUUCUAUGUUCGUUAUAACGAUCUAGUUUGCCAAUACAACCUAUCAUCGGAUCAAAUGCUGCCUGACGUGCUUCUUGCUGAUCAUUAGGCCGUUCUUGGCACACUGAUUUUGACUACGGAUAACUCCGUUUACCUGAUCAAGAUAUAUGGCUCACUGCGGAUGUGACCGGUCGACAGGGGAUGCUAACUCCUCCUAGGCACCUGAUCCCACCUCUGGUAUAUCCAGGGGUCCGUGUUUGCCCAACUCUAUUUUGUAUUGCUUAUAGGAGUUAUAAGAUUGAUCACUGUUCGUUAUCUCGCCUUUCUGAACAAAUAACUCACCUUAAACGUACGUUCCCCUUAAAACAUGUUAAAGCUAUGUUCAAGACGCAGGAGAACGCCGAUCAAGGCAGUGAUGUACAUUGCGUUGUAUUCCAAUUUGUGUGAAAUUGAAAAUUCGGGUUUACAAAACCAAAUGUCUUGAAUGUGAAAAAACAAAAUGGACACAACAAAGAAAAUCAUGUCUAAAAAAUACAGAUCUCUGGACAAAUGCUUCAUAGUGACGAAGUUACACAUGUAACGUUGAAGAACUGUAUGGUGUUCAAAUUGAUCAAUCACUUCAUUCUCAUUCUCACAUAAGUUCGGUUUGUAUAAGAUUAAGAAUUGUUCCUAUCGCUUAUAUAAUGUAUAUAUAUUUUGCCAACUAUUAAUUACUGUCUGCUUAAAGAAACUCAUUAGAAGUAGCCGUGAUGAUCCUUAUAUAUCUCCCUUUAGGAACAGUUUUUAUCCUUUGGCGUACCCUGCAUAGUUUUGUUGUAUUUGUAUUGAUUUCUUAUCUCCCUCUUCAUAUUCACAAUUUAUUGUAUAACAUCACUUGUAGAUGUAUGAAUAUAUAUGUAUAGUUUUAUUUUUAUGGAUUCGUUGCAGGGUAUGUGGAGACGCAUUCCCUUAUUUUCUCCCGAGUCAUUAUUUAUUACGUCACGAGCGGAGCCAUUUUUAAAAAAAAAUAAAUAUAUGUUCUUUUACAAAUUAUAUCUGAAAAUAUAAAAACCAAAAGAUGGAUUUUUAAAAAAAAGUUUACUUUACAAAGCGGUUAAGUACAUGUAUAUAGAUCUAUCGAAGCCAUUUUGUAUCCCAUCUAUAUUUUGCAGGGUAUAUGAACUCAUGCUCCCGUCUUCUCGUCCAAUCCAAUUCUUAGAUUUUCCCUGAAGUAGAAGAUAUAUAGAUAAAGUAGUGAUUUGUGCAAUGUGUUUUCUAAUAUUUUGAAUUACAUGUAAUUUAAAUAGAAGACCCCGAGAAAGAAAAGUGUAAUGCACUAAUCGUGUCUAUAAAUUAUCAUUAUAAUUACAUUAUAUAUUCUACACGUAUAUGCUCAAGUAUUAUAGAAACUGUUCUUUAUUGUUUAAAUACAUUUUGAAGAUAGAUACCAAUGUAUUAUUGAGGAAGGUUAUAUGAAUGAUAGUUCUACACGCAUGGUAUUAUAUAUACAUAUAUAAUUUAAUUAUUAUUGCAUCCUUGUCUCUGACUGGUUAAUUUGAAUUAUGGAACUCAGGUUAUUUUUGUACAUCCUGGUUUGGUGUGGGGACACGCACCCCUUGACAACCAGCAGCCAAACUACUUUUCUGUAUUUCUAAAACAAAACAUCUGCACUAACACAAUACAAUAGGAAAAUACAAAUAAGAUGUUUCCUUUAUUACCCUGUAUCAUUCAUCAAAUUUAUUAUAUAAGCAUGGUAAACAUGUAAGUAUUUUUGUGUUUGUGUGAUUGUUGUCGUCUGCUACAUGUAGACAAGCAAAAUGGAAGCAAAUGUUGACCUGGGCUAUGGUUUCCCAGAUCACCUCAGUCUGUAAACCAGUUGCAGAUAAUGAUCAUGAUGGUGAAAAUGGCUUGAAUGUUUUCCAGUAUCUCUGUUAAGAUGAAAUGAUAAUGGAUGGGGUAUCUGAAAUAGUAUUACAAGAUGCAUAUGCAUCAGUUUCAACUCGUGCAGUAGGCAUGAAAGUGAAGGUAGCUUUUAAAAAAGAAAACGCAGGACAUUUUUGUGUUCCACAACCAUGUAAAACUGAAAAAGAGAUUUAAAACUGUUUCUGAGAGGGAACUGCGGGGCGCAAAAUGUCGUUGCACAUCUGGUGUAUUUAUAAAUAUUGAUAUAGUGAUUGAUUUUUUUUCUUUUCUUUUAAUUAUGUAUAUUUAUUGAUUUAAAUUCAGAUACCUGUGGUACAAUAAAUUCUAUACAUACGAAAUUCAUAUAUCAUUGCAAAAUUACACGCGAUGUGACGUCAUAAAUCUGAGGUUGUCAAAAGUUAGAAUUGCUACAUCCUUAGUUGAGAUCGAUGACAUUGAGUUUUUAGAAUUUUUAAAAUCAUUUGGAUGACAUUACGUUAUCUCAAAUGUGCAUGGUAAUGAACACUGGACAAAAACCCCACAGAUGAGGGAUUGGACACAGUGAAUGCAUUGCAGGAUUUAGUGACGUACAACAGUUUUGCAGUUGAGAAUCAUUUCAUGCAUUUAAUAGAUUAUAUUGAUGUAUGUUGAUUGAACACAUCGGUUAUGUUUAAUUUACUUCUAUGUAGCAUUUCUUAAAUCCUCAUCUUUGAAUAAAUGUUACAAAAUUAU